Messenger RNA from Pochonia chlamydosporia 170, 801 nucleotides. RefSeq lists its product as hypothetical. The record is from RefSeq and is a predicted model, not a curated record. The transcript has a single exon. NCBI's taxonomy places the organism in Eukaryota, Fungi, Ascomycota, Sordariomycetes, Hypocreales, Clavicipitaceae. Bases 1 to 801 code for a protein of 266 amino acids.
AUGAUCGAGAUUGGGCUUGGAGAUGAGCCAGUAGAUCCUUCGCACGAAAACAACCUAUGGGUUGAUUGUGACGAUGCAGACGAGAGCAUGUCAGAGCCUACUCCUGCAAACCGAAACAGUCCGAAUGUCAAUGCGGAGUACACGCUACAUACAGACCCCGAAGGGAGAGAGCAACCCUCCGAUCAGGAAUCUACCCCCUUCAUCACCGACGUACACAUCGCAGAUUCCACUGUGCAAAGACCUAUGGCGCCUGCGAAGCGCGAGAUUAACAUGCUCCGUCAACGCACAGCACGAUCGGCCGCGAUACCAAGUCAUAUUGCACAAUCGAGGGUUCAAAAGUCAACCAAACCAGCAAAAAAGAAACUACUAGCUGCCUCAGCGCCAGAACUGAGGCAAAGUCUCAUCCCUAACGAGCCCAGCGACGAGGGAAUGGCUGAGAAUGGAGGGAUUUCCAUGACUGUGGGCAAUUUGGCGGUGACUCAAUUGCCUAGUAAUAAUCAACUUGGUCCAGAAAAGCGCUCCAACAUUACCGGUUGCACACAGGUACCUGUGAACGAAGUUAGGGUGUACUAUCUUGAGGACAAUUGCUGGAAGCUAGUUGGAAGUCAUAGCAGAGAAAGCAUAGGACGCGCGGUACGAACAUUCUUAAGGCAGAGCGGAAAUGCAUUGUAUUUAUUCGACAGUGAAGAGAGGGGUAUACAACCAAGUGAUUGUCAUGAGGUUGGUGACCCUGUUGUAUGUAUUACCUCAGAUUCGAAAGGGUUCGGGGACGCUGGCCCUCCGGAGGAGGUCGAAUUGUAG